Sinocyclocheilus grahami is the source of this 1741-nucleotide messenger RNA. It is a transcript of the gene tab1, whose product is annotated as TGF-beta activated kinase 1/MAP3K7 binding protein 1. Lineage: Eukaryota; Metazoa; Chordata; Actinopteri; Cypriniformes; Cyprinidae. Gene Ontology annotation, molecular function: protein serine/threonine phosphatase activity. The annotation marks the transcript as partial. The record is from RefSeq and is a predicted model, not a curated record. Gene Ontology annotation, biological process: protein dephosphorylation. The transcript is spliced from 9 exons. Gene Ontology annotation, cellular component: cytosol.
UUGCAGCAUCAGAGCUGGACUGACGCUCUUCCUCUGUGUCAGCUGUGUGGCGUCGGUUCGGCCCCGAACUGUGUGUACGGCCCCGACGGGAAAGGGACCCAGAGCCAUCCCAACGAAGACGGACACUUCUGCUUCAGCACUGAGUGCUGCUUCCUGUACGGCGUGUUUAACGGCUACGACGGCAGCCGCGUGGCUAGUUUCGUGUCUCAGCGUCUGACGGCGGAGCUGUUGCUGGGUCAGCUGAUCACCGGUCACACGGAUGCAGACGUGCGCAGAAUCCUCUCACAGGCUUUUGAUGUUGUAGAGAAGAGCUACUUUGAGACCAUUGAUGAUGCUCUUGCAGAGAAAGCAAGCCUCCAAACGCAGCUUCCUGAGGGCGUCUAUCUGUCAGCUCAGACUCAGAAGAUGGCGGAGCGGCUGAAGGCUUUGGAGCAGGAGGUUUCAGGAGGAGCCACUGCCAUAGUCGCUCUGAUACUCAAUAAUAAACUCUACAUCGCUAAUGUCGGAACCAACCGGGUUCUUCUCUGUAAGACCACCAGUGACGGUCAGAACCAGGUGAUCCAGAUCGGACGAGCGCACACAACCGACAACGACGAUGAGCUGUCCAGACUCGCCCAGCUGGGUCUGGAUCCGGUGCGCUUGAGGCAGACUGGACUGAUCUCAGGUCAGAGCAGCACCCGACGGAUCGGAGACUAUAAAGUCAAAUUCAACUACACAGACAUCGACGUGCUCAGGUGUGUUUCUGAUACUCUCUCACACACACACACACACACACACUCACAUCCGUCCUGCAGCAUUGUUUCAAUAUCUGUGGACUACAUUUCCCAUGUUCCCCGGCAGGAGAUCGUUGCCAUGGUAGCGGCGGAGCUGGCGCAGCAGAGCAGUCUGGAGGCGGCUGCGCAGUCGGUGGUGGAGCGCGUCAAGCGUCUGCAUCACGACUCAUACGUGAGCGGCAGACAGAGGGCGCCACACUGCGCCAGACAUGAAGACAUGACGCUUCUGAUCAGAGUCGUUAACUACACACUCGCAGACGGCUCGCUCACACCCACACAAGGAGGACGGAUCUACCCGGUGUCUGUGCCGUACUCGAACCAUCAGAGCACCAGUAAGACCAGCGUCAUGCUGUCUCUGGUCAUGCCGGCGCAGGGAACGCUGACCAACGGCUCCAACACUGCGUCCACGCUGGAGGGAGACACACCGACCGCUGGUCAGAGUCCCACGGCGACGCUGCAGUCGACCAACACACACACGCAGAGCUCCAGCUCCAGCUCCGGAGACGGAAGCCUGUUCCGGCAGAGAGGCAGUCAGGCAGCACAACCGGACGAGACGGGAAGAGUGCCUCCAUACGUCGACUUCACACAGUUCUACCGGCUCUGGGGCUCCGAUCACGGCGAGGGCCAGGGUCUGUCUGGAGAUCUGGGGCCGCAGUGAGGAUCAGGUGAAACACAAUAUUAUUCCAUCUGUGAGCCGACAACAAUCUCCUUAAACUGUAUCUUUGGCCUGUACUCAUGGAUAGAGGAGCUCCACCGACUGUAUCAAAGGGAAACUCACAGCAUCAUGUUUUUAACACUUCACACUCACGUUUCUCUGAGCUUCUUUCUUCCUGCUUCUGUGCAGUUUGACGUCUCUGUAAAACCAAAGUGAGGUCAGACCUGCAUAUAUACGUCUGCCUGUCUGCGUUUUCUGUGUUCUUUGAGUUUUUAGUGUCUUCCUUUAAUAAACAGCUCUUGUUUCAGCACCA